AUGCCAUUCCUUCCGGCUGCCGGCAGUCCGGCGCACAUCGCAGUAUUAUCGACGUGGAUGCGUGUCUGCGACGAUACGCAUGACUGCAGCCCAACAUCAGACGACACCUUUCUUCCAACACGAGUUAUCGAUGUCAGAUCUGAAGGCUCUGAAUCAUGCCGAUUGCUUUGCGCGGAUCGUGGGCAAACGAACCCGGGAAAAUAUCUCGCACUAUCGCAUCGAUGGGGGGCCCCGGACCAACACAGGAAAUUCUGCACUCUGAAGGAAAAUCUGGGAAGCUUCAAAGAGGAGAUCAAGAUUACGGAGCUCCCUCAGACCUUUCAAGAUGCCAUCAAAGUCACACGAAGCCUUGGUAUUGAGUAUCUUUGGAUCGGUUCGCUCUGCAUCGUCCAAGAUGAUCCUCGAGACUGGGAGAGGGAAUCUCGGUUGAUGGAACAGGUUUACAGUUCAGCCUACGCGACUCUAGCAGCUAGCUGCGCAAGCGGUACCGAGGACGGCUUUUUGAGAUCUCGUCCGGAUAGAUAUUGUGUUACAUUAGAGUCUGACAGGUGCUCUUACUACGUCUGCGCCUCUAUCGAUGAGUUUGGGCGUGAUGUUGAGCAGGGAGAGUUGAACAAGCGGGCUUGGAUUCUGCAAGAACGAGCUCUGUCCCGUCGCACAAUCUAUUUCUCAGAGAAUCAGACGUACUGGGAAUGUGGAAGGGGUGUACGGUGUGAAACUAUGACGAAGAUGAGAAACCGAAAAGCCUCAUUUCUGGGAGACUCAGACUUUCCCCACUCCAUUGACACCUACGUACGCGGAAUGAAGAUUGAGCUUUACCAAGAUCUCUACCAGAAAUACUCGGGGUUAGCGCUUAGCAAUAUUGGUGACAGGCCAGUUGCCAUUCGCGGGCUUGAAACGCGUCUCAUCCGCACUUUCAAAACUGUUGGCGCUCAUGGAGUUUUUGAUACCUUUUUUCAUCGAUGUCUGCUGUGGCAAAGAGCAAGCCGAUGCCUAAGUCGGAUCGAUUCAGGACUACUUAGGGGAGUUUAUGUUCCAUCAUGGUCAUGGAUGGCUUACGAAGGUGAGAUUAGGUACAUGAAUGUUCCCUUCAACAAGUAUGCUUGGGAAGCGGACAUCAUCUCGCCCUUUCGGGCUUGGCCAGAUCAAAGCAUGAAGGAGAGAGGUGAAAGAGAGGGCGCAUGCGAGAUCAAGGCGCCUGUAUGGGAAUUCCAGGGCUCUAAUGGCCUUCUUCUGGAGCUCGACAAUCCAGAUAGAAUGCUCUCGAACCUCAAGUGUGUCAUUGUGGCGAGGAGGAAGGACUUACAAGGCAACCCUCAACAGUCACACUACAUCAUUGUUGUGGAGUUUGUAGAAAUUGACGGAGUCAGUGAGGUGUAUGAGAGAGCUGGUGUUGCGGAGGUUAGAGGAGAGCAGAUUGCAUUCAACAAGGGAAGUCGGAGCGGCGUUCUUAGGUGA
Molecule: messenger RNA, 1458 nt
Organism: Colletotrichum phormii
Lineage: Eukaryota; Fungi; Ascomycota; Sordariomycetes; Glomerellales; Glomerellaceae
Product: heterokaryon incompatibility protein-domain-containing protein
Exons: 2
Coding region: 1-1458 (485 amino acids)
Source: RefSeq, a predicted model, not a curated record